Messenger RNA from Sardina pilchardus (European sardine), 2892 nucleotides. RefSeq names its product solute carrier organic anion transporter family member 1C1-like. NCBI's taxonomy places the organism in Eukaryota, Metazoa, Chordata, Actinopteri, Clupeiformes, Clupeidae. Bases 50 to 1846 code for a protein of 598 amino acids. The transcript is spliced from 11 exons. The record is from RefSeq and is a predicted model, not a curated record. Gene Ontology annotation, cellular component: plasma membrane. Gene Ontology annotation, biological process: transmembrane transport; sodium-independent organic anion transport. Gene Ontology annotation, molecular function: protein binding.
GGCACAGCCAGCACCCGGAUGUCAGGUAGGUGAGGAGGAGGGCUCCCCCAUGUGGGGGAUGGUUCUGGCGGGUAAUGUCAUCCGUGGUAUCGGCGAGGCCACCAUCGGGCCUCUAGGAGUGGCCUUCAUCGACGACUACGCCCGCCCAGAAAACUCCGCCUUCUACAUCGGAUGCUUGCACACCAUUGCGGUGAUUGGUCCUCUGUUUGGCUACACACUGGGCUCGCUCUGUGCCCAAUUAUACGUGGACAUUGGCUUUGUCAACCUGGACAGCGUGACCAUCACGCCGCAGGACUCUCGCUGGGUGGGGGCGUGGUGGCUGGGCUACGUGGUGGCGGGGGGGCUCACCCUCCUCACUGCCUUCCCCUUCUGGUUCCUGCCCCGCGCCCUCCCCGAGGACCCCCGGCCCCCCCGCACCCAGGAGCAGAUCCAGAGCCAGUAUGAGGAGGACCAGGACCCCCCCGCCCUGGAGCUGCUCACCCCCCACCCCGAGGAAGAGCCGUCCAAGACCAUCAGUGAGGUGGCCAAGGACUUCCUGCCGUCUCUGAAGCGGCUGUUGACCAAUAAGGUGUACCUCCUCUACAUGAUCUCCAACAUCGUCAUGUUCAACGGCUUCGUCAUCAUCAUCACGUACACGCCCAAGUUCUUCGAGCAGCAGUAUGGACAGAGCGCCUCCAAAGCCAACAUCCUUAUCGGCUUCUGCAGCAUGCCGGCGGUGUCCCUGGGCAUCUUCCUGAGUGGCGUGAUCAUGAAGAAGUUUAAGCUGGGGCUGCUGGGAGCUGCACGCGUCGCCUUCUUCACCUCCAUCGGCGGCUUCCUGCUCACGCUCCCCUACUUCGCCCUCAGCUGCAAGAACCUAGACGUGGCCGGCCUGACCAGCCCCUACGCAGGGUCAGCAGUGGACAGUGGGGUGGUGUCGUCCUGCAACACUGCGUGCGGGUGCCAGCUGACUCAGUGGGACCCCGUGUGUGGGCAGGAUGGGGUCACCUACGUCUCUCCCUGUCUGGCAGGAUGCAACGCCUCACUAGGAACCGGCAUGAACACGACGUUCCACGGCUGCAGCUGUGUCCACAGCUCUGGCCUGAGUGUGGAGAACUCCUCUGCGGUUCUAGGGCAGUGUCCGCGUGAGGACGCCUGUUCCACCAUGUUCUCCAUCUACCUGGCCCUGCAGGGCAUCAGCUUCUUCGUCUUCUGUCUCGGCAGCACACCUAUGUUCAUCAUCACACUCAGGAGUGUGGAACCGGAACUGAAGUCGCUGUCUGUGGGAGUAUUUAUGUUGAUGCUACGAGUCCUCGGGGGUAUCCCGGCGCCCAUGUACUUCGGGGCGCUGAUCGACUCCACCUGUCUGAAGUGGGGGACACGCAGGUGUGGGGGACAAGGGGCAUGUAGGUUCUACGACAUCCACACCUUCAGGUUCCUGUUCCUGGGCAUGAUAUCCGGUCUGCGUCUCCUUGGAUACGUCCUCUUCUGGUUUGCCAUCGUCCAGAUCAAGAGGACCUUAGUGAAAGCACGCCGCGCCCAGGACAUCGAGCUGCAGAAGGCCCAAGGGAGCCGGGACCAAGCAGAGGGCCAGGCAGCCAAUGAGACGGAGAAGAUGAGCAUCAGUGAGAGGCGACCGACCAAUGGGAGCGAGAAGAUGAGCAUCAGUGAGAGGCGACCGACCAAUGGGAGCGAGAAGAUUAGCAUCAGUGAGAGGCGACCGACCAAUGGGAGUGAGAAGAUGAGCAUCGAUGACAGGCACACAGCCAGUUGGAAUGACAAGAUGGAUAUCGAUGACAGUAAUGCAGCCAAUGAGUGUAAGGAGCUCAACAACAGUGAUAAAAGCCUAAGCCAAACCUCAGACUGAUGACAGAGUCAUAUCUCAGGAAGUAUGUUGGCAUCCCUCUCAGUGACUGAAAUCUCACAAAGUUGUUUUAUCGACAGCUUUGACUAAAAACACUCAGUUCAUUUCGGUUCAUUAUGUCAAUGGAAUUCAAAUGUUAUACUGUCUAGUCCAGUCUGCUAUAUCUUCACUAUCUCAACCUUAAUGUGUGUAAUAAUGUAUAUCUCAAGUCAUUCAUGUGUAUGGAUUACAUGUCCCAGGGAGAAAGACAGAGAAUGUAGCAGAUUAGUCUAGAGUUGUCUUUUUCUGGACCAUAUCUGCCACUAGAUGGCAGCAUUUAGCCUGGAAAGCAAACCACCUUCUACAAUGUAGGCACACAGGAGUUCUGUCACUUCUCCCUUAGCAGAUGGACUGGGUAUAUGUCAUAUGUGUGUUCUAUGAAACAAAUAAAAUGUAAAAUGUAUUUUUUGCAUUACAUCAAAUUGUGUCUAUGUUGCUAUGGACCGUUCCAUGGACUGUUCCAUGUUAUACAAAUGAAAUAAGUGGUCCAUGUUCUAAUUUUUUUGGAUGCUUUAUACUUAACUUGGAUUAACCAUUUGGACUAUUUUCAGAUGCUCAAAUAUCAGCACACUAUAUGUUGACACUCUGUUGAAAUAAUGUGGUUAGGGUUAAGUUCAGGGGAUGUUUUUUUAUACAGGUGAUGUCCAGUAGUUGUUCAACAACAAGUUUACAUACUGAACUUGAAUCUGAACAGGUGAUCUAUAUGAAGUCUAUGUCUACAUGAAGAAGGCAGACUAGCAAAGUAAAGUGAUACUGAACAUAUCUGUAAUUAUGUUCUAGAUUAAAAGAAGCUGUGCUGCAUUUAUGCAACGGUGUAUUUUGGUGCAGUGGUGUAGUGAUCAAAAGAUUGUAAACUUGAUUUGGUGGGAAAGUGGAAUUUGAUGUGAGAUUCAAGUUAAAAUAGGGUGUAAAAUUUAAAUUUUCCUAUGGGAAGGUGGAAUUUGAUGUGAGAUUCAAGUUGCAAUAGGGUAUACAAUUUCAAAUGUCCUAUUUGAGUGAAAUAAGUUGCA